Messenger RNA from Mercenaria mercenaria, 3008 nucleotides. RefSeq lists its product as uncharacterized. The transcript has 3 exons. NCBI's taxonomy places the organism in Eukaryota, Metazoa, Mollusca, Bivalvia, Venerida, Veneridae. The record is from RefSeq and is a predicted model, not a curated record. Gene Ontology annotation, molecular function: zinc ion binding. Bases 279 to 1976 code for a protein of 565 amino acids.
ACUUGUGAUGCGAAGUUACUGGAGAUAUACACUGCCUUUCACAAACAGAGGUUUGAUGAAAUAAGCACAAAAAGGGCAUCAGUUCAUGGAUAUGAUAAACAUGCGUUAGGAGUAAUAACUGAGACAUGAACUAGGAAACUUUUAAAAUGUUUACAUGUAACAUUCACGUGAAACACAGAAGAAAUUAAUUGUAUAUAACACUGAUAGGCAGCUCAAUUUCCCCCCAAAAAUAUGGAACUACAUUCAACACCAAAAUAAUCAGUAACGACCGCUAAGGAAUGUCCAAAUCAGAUGAAAGGGAGCUCGAUUCUCGCCCACUCCUUUGUCAUCCUUGUUUAGGAGACAGAAAACGGUUUACAGCGUCAAUCUAUUGUAUAGAUUGCGAAGAAUGCCAGUGCUCGCGAUGUUACAAAGUUCAUCGCCGUUUUUCAUACAUGAAAGGACACGAUACUAUAGACUUAGAACCUGGAUACACAAUGGCACAUUUAUCUCGACUUCGCAGCUAUAAUAUAUGUGCAGAUCACAACAAAAAGAUCGAGUACAUUUGCAUCGAUGAAAACAAGUUAUGUUGCAGGAAAUGUAAACGAGAAAACCAUAGAAAUUGUAUGAAUGUACAUCAUAUCUGUGAAGUAGCAACUGAGAAUCCUGAGGUGUUCGAGGAUUUAAAGAGUAAAGCUGAUGGACUAAGGAAUCAAAUCAUGACAGUGUCAAAGUUUCUGAAUAAAACUGAAGAAGAACUUGAUAGUGAAAGCCAACUCGAUGACCUAGGAAAAGAAUUACGUGAUACUAAAGAAAAACUUAUGAGAAGAUUAGAAGAAUUUUCUUCAGAAAUGCUUAAAAUCGGACAGGACAGAAUCAAGCGCAAAAAAGAAACUAAUAACAAUGCGGCAACUGCGUGCGAAAAGAUCCAGUCAAAGCUAGAUGAAAUGUUUGAGCUAAUGGAAUUCUGCCAACACACUCCAGUUCUCCAGAAGUUUAUUUUCCAGCAUAAAUUAGAAAUGAAAUUCACAUAUUGUCAGAAAAGAGCUUCGCUACUAUAUGCACAGCUUCGAACUCCUGGUAAGCUAGUCGUGUCAUAUGGCAAUAAGAUGGAAUCAGUAGUACAUUUUAAAUCCAGCUUUGGUAGCGUGUACUUAAAAGACGAGUCCUUGAACUUCAGCGAAAUACCUGAUUACCGAGCAGUCCGCGUGGAAUUAUUCCGCAGCAGAACCUUUCAAAAAAGGUCACACGAAGAUGCAGAUAUGCCACCACGAAUAACAGGAAUUGAUUUCCUUGACGACGACAGACUGGUUAUCACUGACCAGACAAUUAAAACUCAAAGAAUAUACAAUGAAGAACUAGUAGAGGUCAAACGUAAAACGACAUACAGGCAAAUUGAUAUAACAAGGCCUUCAGCUGAAAACUUUGUUGCUAUUCGCUUAAGAUUUGUGCAUUUCUACGAAAGAAAAGACGAGAAAAUAUAUCACAUCAAGCAAGUACCUAUGCAUAUGGAUAACGACACCAUAUCUAUCAAUGAUGCACACUCAUUGUUUGUCUGUGUUUCUGGCGUUACAAGACCUGCAGUUAACAUUUGUGAUUUUGGGACGGAAGGAGAUCUUAACUUCCAGUUGCCAAAAGAGGAUAACCCUUCAACUAAAUCUCUCUUUUUUAAGACAAAUGUCACUGAAAUUCUUGUUGUUUCAUUUAGGGAGAGGAACACGAUCAUUAUCGUUGACACGAAGAGGAAAGCCGCCAAAUGUAUUACGAAUGAUAAAACUAUUUGUCAACCAGGUUAUAUGUGUGUUGGACCUUCUGGUACCUUUUUCUUAUGCUGUUGGUCAGAUAAUAUUGUACAAAUUUCUGCGGAAGGAUCAAUACUCGCUGUGUUCAACACAGGUAUUCCCGAGCCAAAAGUGAUUGCAAUGUCUAAAGAUCAAAGGAAAAUAGGAGCUGCUGGGAAUGGACAAAUACAGGUGUACAACAUCAUACAGGAGUGAGAAAGUGGACAGGCCAAAUAGACCGCAAAAUUCAAUUCAAAUUCUAUAUCUACUGUUGAAGUCAUAUAUCUACCAAUAUCAUGUAAUCUUACAAGCGAAAUGUCCCAGUCAUAUCAUGUAAUUUUACAAGAGAAACGUUCCUAUUUUAUCAUAGUGUAAUAUGCAAUGUGAAUUCAUCUAUGCUAGCUUCUCUUUGUUUGAUAAGUCUUUGCUUGUUAAUUAGCAAUAAUGCGAACAGGUAUAAAAAUGAACAUUAAACUGGUUUAUGAAUGACGCAAGAUUCAGCCAUUUAAUGCCAUUUAUUUCUUUUUGGACCGUUUCCUUCAAUUUGAUUGGCUAACAGAAUUUUUCUACAAGUGUGUAAAACAAAUGUAUUCGGAUAACUUUUGUGCUGCUCCCGAUGUUGGACUACUUUUUUCACUUUUUAUUUAUACGGCCAGUAGUUAAAAAUGAUUGACGUUAAAACAAUGACUAUGAAAAGAAACAAAAGUAAUAUAUGUCAUAUUUUAUUUGUUUUACACACUUGUAAAACCCGAAACUUCGUACACAUAUCUACGAUAACGCCUUCCGGCCGUUAUCGGAUAUGUGUACUUCGGUUUCGGGUUUUACAAAUGUGUAAAAAAAAUGACAUUCUUUCCUUUAAUGAAUGAGCGUAAGUUUCAUCCAUUAAACUGGUAUAUGAAUGAACGCAAGGUUCAGCCAAUGACUGCAAGGUUCAGCCACAAUUUGGGGAUAUAAAUACUUGAUAUUAAUUUUGCAUAACAAGGACAAGUAAAUGAAAUAUUACUCAUUUGAAUAUUUUUUUGUAGGAAAUUGUAAUUGAUAUGAGGUAUCCGAUACAGAAAAAAGAAACUAUUGACUGUUUGUGUUCGAUUGAAUUUAUGUAUAUAAUUUAUUAAACAAUAAAGAUUAUAUGUUCAGAUAAUACGAACAAGUCUUCAAAAAUAACAAAGGAAUUUUAAAAGGAUAAGUAAAAACAUAUACGACAAUAGCUCAACCUCUAUGACUGAAGUAAUAAAAAAGGUAUUUUUA